Enterospora canceri is the source of this 195-nucleotide messenger RNA. The record is from the annotation of a GenBank genome assembly. NCBI's taxonomy places the organism in Eukaryota, Fungi, Microsporidia, Enterocytozoonidae.
AUGUUGAAUCUUAAGAAUGAAACAAUUGCUGUUUGUGAAAUACAAAGGGAGUUGGUAUUUGGAUUGGUGUUUGUGAUCAUGUUUCUAGUUGGAUUACUGUUUUAUUGCACUUUAUGGCAUUGUACUUUUAUUGCAUCAAGUAAUAGAAUUGUUCACAGUAAUCAGCGCAAUAAUCCAAUUUACCAGCCUGAUUAA